Mesitornis unicolor (brown roatelo) is the source of this 1064-nucleotide messenger RNA. Its product is annotated as SH3 domain-containing RING finger protein 3-like. Gene Ontology annotation, molecular function: protein binding. Bases 1 to 597 code for a protein of 198 amino acids. The record is from RefSeq and is a predicted model, not a curated record. Lineage: Eukaryota; Metazoa; Chordata; Aves; Mesitornithiformes; Mesitornithidae. The transcript has 3 exons.
AUGCCCCAUGAGAAAAUGUGGCAAACUGCAAAUGACAAAUACAUAGCCAAAGACAUCCCAGACCUGAUGCUUUCCUUUGAGAUGAUGCCGAAGGAGAAGAAGAGCGGGCUGCUGAAACUCCUAGCAGGAGCCUCAACGAAAAAGAAGUCGCGCUCCCCACCAUCUGUGUCCCCCACGCAUGACCCCCAGGUGGCCAUCGAAGGAGUCCUGCAAGGGGCAGUGGGACCCGAGCUCUCCUCCCUCUCCAGCCACGGCAGGGCCGGCUCAUGCCCUAUCGAGAGUGAAAUGCAAGGAGCCAUGGGCCUGGAGCCACUGCACAGGAAAACAGGCUCCUUGGAUUUGAAUUUUUCCAUCCCUUCUCCUGCCAGGCAGCCCCUCUCUUCCAUGGCAGCUAUUCGGCCAGAGCCCAAGCCUUUGCCACGGGAAAGGUACCGUGUCGUGGUCCCGUACCCGCCACAGAGUGAGGCUGAGAUCGAACUGAAGGAAGGUGACAUUGUGUUUGUGCACAAGAAGCGGGAGGACGGCUGGUACAAGGGGACAUUGCAGAGGAACGGCAGGACGGGCCUCUUCCCCGGGAGCUUUGUCGAGAGCUUCUGAGGACGGCUCGCCGCUCUCUCAGCUGGAGGAGCUUUCAGGGGAAACUGCAUAGCACAAGAAGAGACAGCAAAGGGAAACUGGACUGAUAACCACUGCCAUUUUUAUUUCCAAAGACUCCCCCCCAGGCCCUUCAGUCUACAGCUCUGGAGACACAGUGCCCCGCUGCGCUCCCGAGGCCGCGCGCGGUGCAUACAGUGGUAUGUUGAAGUAGUGCCUUCCACCUGGAGUCACGGACUGAAAGGAUGCCCAUCUGGACUGUACGUAACCUAAGCUCCGGCUGUUAACCCUUUGUGUAAAUUAUAGAGAAGAUAUCUUUAAAAAAAAAAAUUAAGAGGAAAGUUGUUAUAUUGCUGUAACUUAUUUGUCAGAGCUGCAGUGUUCUUAUUACUGGCCUAUGCAAGAUGGAUUUGAGAGUUCAAAGAGGUGUGCUAGGAAGCUCUUAAACUGGGAUUUCAAUUUUCCCCAGG